Molecule: messenger RNA, 948 nt
Organism: Pieris napi
Lineage: Eukaryota; Metazoa; Arthropoda; Insecta; Lepidoptera; Pieridae
Product: NADH-ubiquinone oxidoreductase chain 2-like
Source: RefSeq, a predicted model, not a curated record
UUUUUUAUUUUUAUUUUAUUUUUUAGAACUUUAAUUUCUAUUUCAUCUAAUUCAUGAUUAGGAUGUUGAAUAGGACUAGAAAUUAAUUUGUUAAGAUUUAUCCCCCUAAUUUCUAAUACAAAAAAAUUAUUAAAUACAGAAGCAGCAUUAAAAUAUUUUCUUACCCAAUCAAUUGCUUCAAUUAAUUUUCUAUUUUCUAUUCUUUUAAAAAUGAUUUUAUUCAAAAAUUUUGAAAUAAAUAAUUUUCUUUCAAUUAUAAUUAAUUCUUCUUUAUUAAUAAAAAUAGGAUCUGCUCCAUUUUAUUUUUGAUUUCCUAAUAUUAUAGAAGGACUUUCUUGAAUAAAUUGCUUUAUUUUAAUAACAUGACAAAAAAUUUCCCCUAUAAUUCUCCUUUCUUAUCACAUAAAUAAUAAUUUUAUUAUAAUUGUUAUAAUGUUAAAUGCAAUAAUUGGUGCUAUUAGUGGUUUUAAUCAAACUUCAAUUCGAAAAUUAAUAGCUUUUUCUUCAAUUAAUAAUUUAGCAUGAUUAAUAGCUAGAAUAAUAAUUAGAGAAAAUAUUUGACUAAUAUAUUUUUUAUAUUCAUUUUUAAAUUUAAUUUUAUGUUUUAUAUUUUCAAUAUUAAAUAUUUUUUAUAUUACAAAUUUUAAUUUAAUUACAAUUAUUAAAAUAUCUUUAAUAAUUAUUUUUUUUUCUUUAGGAAAUAAAGAACUUUAUUCUUAAUUUUUUAAUAAAUAAUAAUAUAUAUACAUUAUUUCUUUUAUUUUUAUUAUAUCUAGAUUAAUUAUAUUAUUUUUUUAUAUUCGUAUUAUUUAUCUUUCUUUUUUAUUAAAUUUUUUUAAAUUAAAAUGAUUUAAAAUUAAAAUUAAAAAUAAUUUUUUCUCUUUAAUUAAUUUUUUUUCUUUAAUUUCUAUGACAGGUUUAAUUCUUAAUACUUUUAUAUUUUUUUAA